Mercenaria mercenaria is the source of this 5157-nucleotide messenger RNA. Its product is annotated as NADPH oxidase 5-like. Gene Ontology annotation, biological process: defense response; superoxide anion generation. The record is from RefSeq and is a predicted model, not a curated record. Gene Ontology annotation, molecular function: superoxide-generating NAD(P)H oxidase activity; calcium ion binding. Gene Ontology annotation, cellular component: plasma membrane; NADPH oxidase complex. Bases 159 to 2840 code for a protein of 893 amino acids. The transcript is spliced from 19 exons. Lineage: Eukaryota; Metazoa; Mollusca; Bivalvia; Venerida; Veneridae.
AAUGAAUAUAAAAAGAUUAUGACGUAAGAGUGAGUGUUUCAUGAAGGAUAUAAAAAAUAAAAUAGCUUACAUAAGUCUUUGUAACACAAAAGUGUCGACAGAGGGAUAGAUGCAAACAAACUAAGAGCCGAGGCAUAAAGCUGUACGCCGUAUGAAGCAUGUCGGGAAAUUUCACCAAGGCGGAUAAUAUCGUGAGAGAAGAUCUCGCAGUCCGUGAUGUGCACGAAGCAACCCUUGAAGUAACGAGAUUUGGCGGUUAUCCAGAAGACGACACCGAAGUUAAUGAACAACAUACAAACGCAAAUAGAUGUAAUGUCAAAAACGAAAUCGAAAACAGGAUAGAUGCUUCAAAUGAGAAAAAGGUUGAAAAUCAUGAGGAAAAAAGUGUCAAAACGGACCAGAGGACAAAUACUAAUGAUGUGAAAAUUACUAUUUUAGAUGAUACAGAGAAGGUGGCUAAGGGCGUUACACCUUAUCUGCAAAACAGUAAUUCCAAUGGUGAAGUUAAUGCAGUGUUUACACUUGACGAAACAAACGGACACCAUGUAGACAUAUCAGAGACUAUUUACAAGUCAGAGUAUGAAAAGAAUAUGAAGACAUCCUCAUGGAAACUAAAAACCUUCAAAGGAUGGACGCAAGAAGAUAUCAAAUGGCUACACAAAACCGAGACAAGAUUCAGAGAGAUAGCUGGAACCAAAGGAAAUAUAACAUUCGAACAAUUUACAAAAGCGCUUGGACUACAGAAGUCAACCUUCUAUGCUGAAAGAAUUUUCAAGAUUUUUAACCAGGAUGACAGUGGAAGAAUGGAACUUGGUGAACUGUUAGAUGGAAUACACAUGCUAGCGAAAGGAAGGCCUGAAGAAAAAUUGAAGUUUCUCUUUGACGUGUUUGAUGAGGAUGGAAAUGGACACAUUGACAGACGUGAGUUACAGGAAGUUUUACAGGCGUGUAUUGAAGAAAGUUCAAUGACACUUUCUGAUGAGAACCUUGAAGAUUUAACAGAAGCCAUGUUUGUUGCUAUCGACAAAGAUAACGACGGAACAAUUACUUUUGAUGAAUUAAAAGAAGAACUGCAAAAGCAACCAGAAGUUCUACAUAAUCUCACAAUUAGUGCGGCUCAUUUGCUGAAACCUAUAGAACAAGAGUCUGGCGAGUCUUUCUGUCGGUAUUUGACAAAGAAUUACUUGAUGAAUAAUUACCGUAAAGUGGGAUACAUCUUUAUUUACUGGGCUCUCAACAUUGCGUUAUUUGCUAUAGCGAUGUGGCAGUACAGAGAAUCAAACACAUGGAUAAUGGUAGCUAGAGGUGGAGGUCUUUGUUUGAAUUUCAACUGCAUGUGGGUGCUAGUACUUAUGUUACGGAACUGUUUGACGUACAUUCGAACGACAUUUCUGUCUCACGUUUUGCCUUUAGACCAGCAUAUAAUGUUCCACAAAAUGACAGCCAUUGCAAUAGUCAUCUUUGCAAUAUUACACACGUUAGCACAUAUAGCUAAUGCAGCUAUCGUUGCAAACGUGAAUGUAAUGGAGAUGUGGGAAGUGUUGUUUACAGUAAAGGCAGGUGUAGGCUUUGUUGGUGGAAGCGCUUUUAUUACUGGUUGGUUGUUGGAUGUUGUCCUCAUUGUCAUCGUUAUCUGUUCUUUACCAUUCAUCCGGCGCGGAGGCCAUUUUCAGGUAUUCUACUGGACACACCUCCUGUAUGUCCCAUUUUGGAUUCUUGUUAUUCUACAUGGUCCUCAGUUUUGGAAGUGGUUCGUCGGUCCUGGGACAAUAUUUCUCUUGGAAAAAAUAUCAAGGUCUAAGGCUUUUAGGUUAGCUAGACAUGGAGAGACGUACAUCAAAGAAGUAAAUCUUCUCCCGUCCAGGGUAACACAUCUGGUUAUUGACCGGCCAGGAAGUUUCCGGUAUAAACCAGGCGAUUAUCUGUUCCUGCAAAUACCCGCAAUAGCAACACAUGAAUGGCAUCCAUUCACGAUCAGUUCUGCACCAGAAAUGGAAGGACAUAUUUGGUUGCACGUACGCUCAGCCGGUCAUUGGACAAAUAAACUGUAUGACUAUUUUGAGAAUUUGGAGUAUUCUGACAAAGGUGAUAAAGACAGAACGGAUUAUUCCAAAGGAAAUACGUUUGAGCGAUUUGAAAAGGCAUACGUUGAGCGCGCAACCCGAAUCAACCUCUCUCAGCAACAUGGCAAAACUAUUUCGAAACGAGAGCAAAAUCAUAAAAAAGUUUCGGUGAAGUGCUUCCUGGAUGGCCCAUACGGAACUGGUACUCGGGAGGUGUUUGACACAGAUCAUGCGGUACUUGUUGGUGCUGGCAUUGGGAUAACGCCGAUGGCGUCCAUUUUACAGAGCGUAUGGUACAAGUUCAACGCAGCAAGACAGAAAUGUCCAAACUGCCAGUACGUCUGGUUGCCCGACACAACUGACAUAAAGCUGAAAAAGGUUGAUUUUAUAUGGGUGAACAGAGACCAGAAAUGUUUUGAGUGGUUCGUGUCGUUACUAACUCAGAUCGAACAUGAACAAAUUCAGCACGACAUCCUGGACAAUCGGAUACAAAUACACAUGUACAUGACAUCGGCGCAGAAGAAAACAGACCUGAAAGGGAUUGGUCUACAGGUAGCGCUUGACCUGAUGUAUGACAAAAGUGGGAGAGAUCUUAUUACGGGACUGAGGACGAAAACAGAACCUGGGAGACCCGAUUGGGAUAAGAUUUUCAAAGACAUUAAAGCAGAAAAUAACGGAAAAGUGAAAGUGUUUGUAUGCGGACCACCUACCCUUGCCAAAACGUUGAAAGAAGAAGCGACAAAACAUAAAUUUGCGUUUUCAAAGGAAAACUUUUGAAGAUGGGGACUUCAUCUGUCUCGGGUUCAUCAAUAUACGUCAUUUAACAAAAUCGGACACAAUUGCAAAUAAACAUGUUGGUGUUUAUAUCAUUUGUAAAGUUUAUGCAUAUUUGUAAUAUAGAAAAGCUUGUUUUGAGAGAGGAUAUUCAAAAGAUUGUUCCAUUAACGCUUAGCCUUGCGUUUUGAGAAAAAAUCAAACAACACCAAAUCAUAAAAAGAAAGAGUUGCUUCACAUGAAAAUUGAUCAGCUUGCAAAACAUGUAUAUUUCUAUACAAAACAAGUGUCAGUAUACUGAUAUAAACAUUGAAUUCCGUAAAAAGGACUGCCUUAAGGGACCCCACGUCCGGACAGUUAAACAUCUUUUAAAAACUUACCAUUUUUAAAGAACAGUUACAUAUGUUCGUUUUGAUGCAUUUGCAAUAGCAUACGAGUGUUGAAAUUUCACAUAACUACAUGGAACACAGUUUUCACCAAUUGUUUAUUUUUAUUUCCUUACAGAUAGCAUUCAUUUUCAAAGGGGGAGGGGGGCAGCUUUUUCAGAAUAUUUUAAGUAUCCUCGAACGGGACAGUAAUGGUCAUGAAAACUAUUGGUAAAGACGUUGUUCGUUCAUCAAAUAUUUCUGUGUUUUGAUGAUAUACUCCUAAACCUUAAAGAAAUUCACGAAAUAUUGUAAAAAUGCUUUUCUACAUUUCGAAAACUUCUCCAGCUGUUAUAAAUUAUGGGAUAAAUGUUAAUAUUCCAAAUGGAAAUAAAAUGUCAGACCUGUUAAAAGAUGAAUAUGUCUCAAGUAAAUUAUUCACAGUUAAAUUUACUACAAAUGAAUUAAAAUCAAAUUAUGUCAUACAAAUUUAGAUACAAAUUUUAUUUAAAGGCGGUGUUAAUAUACAGAGGAUAUCAUGUACAUGUUUAUUCAGCCGUCAACAUUUCUUUUUAAGCGGCUGUUGUUGGUUAUAUCCAAGUCAGUAAAUGUUUCUUCUUGAUUACACACAGGGGUCUUCCACUCUAGUCGUAUAAUCGCAUGGUACUUUUGUUAGCUAUAAAUUUAAUGCUGUUCUCGUAUAAAAGCAUGGUACUUUUUGUUAGCUAUAAAUUUAAUGCUGCUCUCGUAUAAUGACAUGGUACUUUUUGUUAGCUAUCAAUGUUAUUCUAGUAUAAUGACAUGGUACUUUUUGUUAGCUAUAAAUUUAAUGCUGCUCUCGUAUAAUGACAUGGUACUUUUUGUUAGCUAUAAAUUUAAUGCUGCUCUCGUAUAAUGACAUGGUACUUUUUGUUAGCUAUCAAUGUUAUUCUCGUAUAAUGAUAUGGUACUUCUUGUUAGCUAUAAAUUUAAUGCUGCUCUCGUAUAAUGGCAUGGUACUUUUUGUUAGCUAUAAAUUUAAUGCUGCUCUCGUAUAAUGGCAUGGUACUUUUUGUUAGCUAUAAAUUUAAUGCUGCUCUCGUAUAAUGACAUGGUACUUUUUGUUAGCUAUCAAUGCUGUUCUCGUAUAAUCGCAUGGUACUUUUGUUAGCUAUAAAUUUAAUGCUGUUCUCGUAUAAAAGCAUGGUACUUUUUGUUAGCUAUAGAUUUAAUGCUAUUCUCGUAUAAUGACAUGGUACUUUUUGUUAGCUAUAAAUUUAAUGCUGCUCUCGUAUAAUGACAUGGUACUUUUUGUUAGCUAUAAAUUUAAUGCUGCUCUCGUAUAAUGACAUGGUACUUUUUGUUAGCUAUCAAUGCUGUUCUCGUAUAAUCGCAUGGUACUUUUGUUAGCUAUAAAUUUAAUGCUGUUCUCGUAUAAAAGCAUGGUACUUUUUGUUAGCUAUAGAUUUAAUGCUAUUCUCGUAUAAUGGCAUAGUACUUUUUGUUAGCCAUAAAUUUAAUGCUGCUCUCGUAUAAUGACAUGGUACUUUAUGUUAGCUAACAGUCUUAUUCUAGUAUAAUGGCAUUGUACUUUUUGUUAGCUAUCAAUGUUAUUCUAGUAUAAUGGCAUUUUUGUUAGCUAUCAAUGUUAUUCUAGUAUAAUGUCAUGGUACUUUUUGGUAGCUAUCAAUUUAAUGCUGCUCUCAUAUUAUGACAUGGUACGUUUCAUUAACUAUUAAUGCUGGCCAUGCUUUUAAGAAAUUGUAUUCAUUAUAAUUUUCAAAGGUCUGUAGUAUCAUUUUUGUUACACGGUGUAUUUAGAAAGGAUAUAAACCUUUACAUUUUUGGAAAGGCCUUUUGAAUGUCUAAACAAGCAAAACUGAUCAUAGUCCUUACGACUAAAAGAAGACUUAUAGCGACUAACCCACACAUUGUGAAUUGCAGUUUUUAAAAUAAAUUAUCACCGAAAUGCAAAA